Molecule: messenger RNA, 948 nt
Organism: Trichophyton verrucosum HKI 0517
Lineage: Eukaryota; Fungi; Ascomycota; Eurotiomycetes; Onygenales; Arthrodermataceae
Exons: 2
Coding region: 1-948 (315 amino acids)
Source: RefSeq, a predicted model, not a curated record
AUGGCGGCGGGCUUUGGCUUCUCAGUCGGUGACUUUAUUGCUUGUACCAAGGUAGCUAAAUCAGUAUAUCUAGCGUUCCGUGAAGGCACGGGGGCAAGUUCGACAUACCAGCGGUUUGUGGCAGAUCUGAAUGGCCUAUUAUGCGGGUUAGAAGAGAUACGCUGUCUGGAGUUCGAUGAAUCACAAAAAUACCAAAAGCUAGCUCUACAAGAAGCUGCUGACCAGUGUCAACAAACCAUUGAAACAUUCCUUUUACAACAUGCCAAAUUCAAGGCAUCUCUUGGAAAGGAACACACGGCCUCUAAGUUCAAGACCCGUUUUCACAAAGUUGACCAGGCUACAUUGGAACAGUCAGCCUUGCUUAUGAAAGAAACGCAGAAUCGUAUAGGCCAGACUCACAACAUGCUCGGGACACAAGCAGACACGCUCAGCAGAAUACUGAAUAUUUUGGAAGUUUCAAACACACAACCAAACAUACGGGAUGUGCGAUCUGUCAUGAUGGAAGCCUUCGACAUGAACAUGAAGGUGUAUAGGAUGGCACUUGAUUUACAAAAGUCCCAGUCCCAGCCACAUGUUGACUAUCAAGCGCCUGCUUUGCCGCCACAAAUAGAACGACAACGCCCCGUGGAGCUGGAAGAUGCACAUGGGAGAGUGACGCCUUUCCACGUCGAGUUCAUCAACUCCUUCGAGGCUUUGCAAGCGGUAUUGGAAGCUCGAUUUCGCCAUGUUCCCGGAUGGAAGAAAGUAAAGAAUAUGGAAUAUGUUAUGAAGGAAUCCAACUCAAAGCGCCAGCUAGAUUUCAAAGCACCAUGGGAGUCGGUCUUUUUACCUGGUAGGAGCGUGACCAUGAGUAUGGUGUUUUGGAUGCCACCUCCAUCCGGGUUGAGGUGUCCGGGUUGCCAGCUGGAAAGCAAAGAGAGCGCAACAGGAUACGAAAUCCAAUGGUAA